CACUACCCUUUUUUUAUGUUAUCGACAACAGUGUCAUCUGCAAAGUUUAUCGUUCUGCGUGAUAUUUUGUUUAUUUUAUAAGGAAUUUGCAAAAUGUGGAAAUAUGGUCAAAACCAGGGCAAUCAGGGGCCUUCGGGUGGUGGCGGAGGAGGCGGGGGCCCCAACAUGAUGCCCAUGGGUGGAUUCGGCAUGCAGCACGGUAAUAUGCAGCAAAUGCACAUGUCGCCGCAACAUCAACAGCAGCAACAACAAAUGGGCAUGAUGGGCGGACCGGGUAGCAUGCAAAUGAAUCCCCAAGGACCUGGAGGUCCUGGCGGCCUGAUGCCCGGCAUGUCUCCGCAGCACCAGAUGCAGCAACAGCAGCAGAUGAUGCAGCAGCAAAUGAUGGUGCCUCAACAAGGAGUGGGCGUCGGAGUGGGAAUGGGCGGCGGUGUGGGAAUGGGAGGAGGGGGCGUGGUUCCCCAGCAGCAGCAACAGCAGCCCCAACAAAACAUGACCCAGCAGAACAUUCCCCAACAGCAACAGCAACUCAAUCCGGCCGCAGGAAUUCCACCCGGUGGCGCCGGGGGCAGCAACAAUAUGCUGGCUAUCUCGCAGCAAAAUCCUCACAAGGAGAUUAACAUUGUGCAGCUGUCGCGUCUCGGUCAGGAAACGGUGCAGGAUAUCGCCUCGCGCUUCCAGGAGGUCUUCGCCUCCCUCAAGGGCAUCCAGCCCACCUCGCACAGGGAAAACAACUCCGAGAAGAAGGUGCAGGAGUACUUCCGCACCAUCCGACUGCUCUUCAAGAGGGUGCGCAUCAUCUACGAGAAGUGCAACGACGCCGGAAUGGAUUACAUGAGCGCCGAGAGUCUGAUUCCCUACCGCGAUGAGCCGGAACCGAGAAUCGAGCCCUCGCUGUGCGACGAGUACCGGAAAGUCCUGCAGGAGAACCAUGAGCUCAUAGAGACCGUCAAGCUGAAGAACAGGCAGCUACGCGAGAUCAUCGAUCGGACACGCAUCAUCAUCUGGGAGAUCAACACCAUGCUGGCCAUGCGGCGCUCAUAGGCUUAGGGACUCUAGAUGUGUAAUAGCGUAUAAAUAAAACUAAGAAACAUUGCCAAACAGCAA
Molecule: messenger RNA, 1107 nt
Organism: Drosophila simulans
Lineage: Eukaryota; Metazoa; Arthropoda; Insecta; Diptera; Drosophilidae
Gene: MED30
Product: mediator of RNA polymerase II transcription subunit 30
Exons: 1
Coding region: 94-1044 (316 amino acids)
Biological process (GO): positive regulation of DNA-templated transcription
Cellular component (GO): mediator complex
Molecular function (GO): transcription coregulator activity
Source: RefSeq, a predicted model, not a curated record